UUUGCACAGUUCCUCUAUUCUUUCGAUAGCAGUGAAAGAUGUAGUUUGGUUCCUGUUCAAAAAAUGUAUUGUUUUAUUAAUAGUAGCCCUUCAAAACAGUGGACGUUAUCUAAACCUUCUCAAGAAAAUGGUACAGAAAGUGUCUACGGCCAGUAUGUAAAAUUUACACAAGAUUCCUUACCCACUGCACAUUCAAGUACGAUUGAUUCGAAUUCUGUUGUUAGUUCAGACGUUCAGAAAAGGAGAUCUGAUGUUUGUGCUCAAAUUAUCGACAUUGACAACCAAAAUUUCACAUUCGAAGGAAUUCCGAAACAUAAAAAAGCUGAAGAAAUUCACAAGCUUAUCAGGUCUGCAAUUGCAAAUAAUGGCUUUCUUCCAAAUCUGCUAGACGAAGAAAAAUUUCAUUUGAUGGUUGACGCGAUGUAUCCAAAAGAAGUAACAUCGAACGAAAUAAUAAUCAGAGAAGGUACAGAAGGUUAUCAUAUGUACGUGUCUGAAUUCGGUACGUACGAAAUAUCAAUAAAAGGCGAAUAUGUCGAGACCUUCAACGAUAGUAGGGUGUUCGGUGAGCUAGCAAUAUUGAGUAAUGCGAAACGACAAGCGACAAUCCGAACUCUGAAAGAGGGAAAACUGUGGGUCUUGGACAAUGAGAUUUACCAAAGAAUCAUGGUACAAAGUGCCAUCCAAAAACGAAACGAAUUGGUUCAAUUUUUAAGAAAUGUACCUAAAUUAAAUAAAAAAAGCGAUGAGAUAUUGGGGCUUGUGUCAGACCUUCUUAAAAACGAAUUCUUCUAUACCGGAAUGGAGAUCAUACGUGAAGGUUAUAAGGGCGAUAAAUUCUACAUAAUCCGAUCAGGUACGGUCUCAGUUACAAAGCGUAAGGAAGGCAAAGUGGCGACCCUCACCAUAGGACAAUACUUUGGAGAACAAGCGCUUUUAAAAGAAGACUGCAGACAAGCAACGGUUACCGCUGAGGCUCCAGGGGUUGAAUGUCUGACAUUGACUAGGUCACACUUUGUAGAUUAUUUCGGCGACAUGGAUCUGGACAGUAUAGCGAUGACUACUAGGAAACAAGUAAUCGUACCGAAACUGAAACACGAAUAUAAAGAUAUAACCCCCAAAGACUUGAUUUCUAUCGGAAUAUUGGGAGUGGGCGGUUUCGGCUGGGUCGAACUAGUCCAACACAGAAAAAAGAAACAACUCACAUUCGCCCUGAAGUAUUUGAAAAAGUACGAAAUAGUGCAACGGCGACAACAACAACACACGUUAAACGAAAAAAGCAUUCAAAUAAGUUGCGAAUGCCCGUUCAUAGUGCGUUUGUAUACUACUUUUAAAAACGAUAAAUAUCUCUAUUUCUUGAUGGAGUCUUGUCUAGGAGGAGACCUAUGCUCUUUACUGCAGAAACAAAGAACUCGACGCUUCGAUGAAUCUGUGGCGCGCUUCUACACUGGCUGCGCCUUAGAAGCAUUGGCGUAUCUUCACGAACGUGGCAUCGUCUAUCGAGAUUUGAAACCAGAAAAUCUUCUUUUAGAUAAUCGUGGUUAUCUAAAACUAACCGAUUUCGGUUUAGCGAAAGUUCUCCCUUUACAAGGAAAAACAUACACUUUUGGGGGAACCCCAGAGUAUAUGUCACCGGAAAUUAUUUUACUUCAAGGGCAUGAUAAGGCAACAGAUUAUUGGUCAUUUGGAAUCUUAAUUUACGAGUUGCUAGUGGGAAAAACACCUUUUAGAAGUAACGAUAGCAGUCAUAUGACAACAUACAAUCUCAUUUUGUGCGGAUUCAAAAACAUUAGAUUUCCUAAUGUAUUAUCAAAACCUGCACAAAAUUUGAUAAUGAAAUUGUGCAAAUUGAAGGCCUCUAAAAGACUGGGUUGUCAGAAAGAUGGGGCGGAAGAUGUGAAAAGUCACAAAUGGUACGAAGGAUUUGACUGGAAAAAAUUAAGAAAUCGUGCCAUCAAGCCUCCCAUAGCAAGAAAUCUGCGAAGCAACAUCGAUACUAAAUAUGUUGAUAAAUGUGAAAUAAAUUUGGAUAUUCCACCUGAUGACCAUUCCUCUGACUUUGACGAUUUUUGAUCUACAUUCAUGUUACAGUUAAUCGUAAAUGUGAUGACUAUAAUCAGGCAGUAGAGAGAGAGAGAGAGACGGUGCUCCAUGACAAAAUUCCUUAUUCAAUCAUAUUUUAUCUUAUUCAAACCAUUUCUGUCUUGCUCACGCCUGGUGUGUAUUCCUUCUGUCCGUAUAGCUUUCGUCAAGGUCACAUCUCUAACCGUUUGAGAUGAGGUGUAUGCACGUUAAUUUUAUGGUCGCAGCGCCAAGAGUACGCUACGAUUUUACCUCCUUUCGGCGCGACCCUACGAACAUCCAAGAAGAUUGUAGCGGCGCUUAAAGCUCGGCGCCAAGAGCCAUUUGUCGAUUUUAUAUGAUUGUAAAUAUACUAGUAAACACAAUACUAUAAUACAUACUCAUAUCAUUCAUAAUGUAGAUCCAUACAAACUUGUUAGUACAUAAAAGCAACUGCCUCUCUGUAAUCUAUUUUAUUAUAAGAAGAAAAAUAUGCGAAUGCUUACAAUCAAAUUAAACCAACAAAAGAAAAAUAAAAGAAUAAAAAAUAAAAGUUAUAAAACUCAUA
This is a messenger RNA of Agrilus planipennis (emerald ash borer), 2629 nucleotides long. RefSeq names its product cGMP-dependent protein kinase, isozyme 1-like. The transcript has a single exon. Gene Ontology annotation, biological process: protein phosphorylation. The coding region runs from base 64 to 2073 and encodes 669 amino acids. NCBI's taxonomy places the organism in Eukaryota, Metazoa, Arthropoda, Insecta, Coleoptera, Buprestidae. Gene Ontology annotation, molecular function: cGMP-dependent protein kinase activity; ATP binding. The record is from RefSeq and is a predicted model, not a curated record.